GCCAUGCGCUGGACCGCGGCGCUGCUCGCGACGUGGGCCGUGAAGGUUGUGAGGGGAGGGCCGGUGAGCGAGAGCGAGGACGACGUCCAGAGCUCUGGUGCGUGCAAAGCCGCGAUCGCCAGCUACUGCCCAAGAGUCCCCCCUGGCGGUGGCGCGCUUACGCACUGCCUGAUCGGCGCCAUCAAGAGGGAUAGUGCUGUCAAGGGGCUGUCCGAGAGUCGCGGCGUCACGUCCGCGUGCAAGACGGAGAUCAACGGCGCGAUGGCCAGGGAAGUGAGGCGGAAGUCCCCGAGCGCACCCGCGCCGGGCCGCCUGGGCGAUACGAAGCUCGGCCCCCCGAGGACGGGCCUGCCCGGCCUCCGGGGCCACGGGGGCCCCUCGGUGCCGCGGGCGCCCGCGCCGAAGCUCGCCCCCCCGGGAGCCCGCGCGCCGAGCCUCCCGGGCGGCAGGCCCGCGCCGAUGCUCGCGGCCGCCUGCGGGCACGAGAUGGCGAGCCUCUGCGCGGGGCUCGGCGGCUCGGCGGCCCUGCCCUGCCUCAGGGCGCACGAGGCCGAGCUGUCCCUGGGGUGCUCUCAGAAGCUCUUCCUCGUCCAGCCGCUGCGGGCGGGCGACGCGGCGCUCGCCCCCCGGGUGUUCGCGGCCUGCCAGGCGGACCUCCACGACGUAGCCGUGUGCGGCAGGGCGCCCCCCGCCAUUCGGCGUGCCUCGGGGCGAAGCAGCGGGACGCGCUCACCGAGAAGUGCAGGCUGGCCCUGGCCAAGCAGGAGGCGGUGGGCUCGAAGGCAGUGGAUGCCAGAGGAGGAGGAGGAGGAGGAGCAGGGAGUCCCCCGGCGGCGGCGCGCCCAGCCGCGCACAGUGCUCCGACACUUGCGGUGCCGGGCCUGGACGUCGAGACCCUGCGCAGGUGCGGGGCGAGGAUGA
Prorocentrum cordatum is the source of this 921-nucleotide messenger RNA. Lineage: Eukaryota; Dinophyceae; Prorocentrales; Prorocentraceae. The record is from the annotation of a GenBank genome assembly.